AUGGCUCUCCCAAUUAUUCACAUCAACGGCUACCCAGGCACAGGAAAACUCACCAUCGCCCGGAAACUAGUCGAAGUUCUAUCCCACUGCAAUGCAAAGCUCGUCCAUAACCACCUCCUCAUCGACCCAGUCGACGCCAUCCUCCCCCGCUCCAGCCCAGAGUAUCAACCCGCGCGCCGCGCCCUUCGAUCCGUCAUUUUCGACGCUAUAGCCAAAUCACCCGAUACAAAAAACUCCAUCCAUGUCUUCACCGACUUUCAAUCCAACGACUUUAUCGGUCGCGGUGUUAUGGAGGAGUACAUCAACCUGGCCAAUCGUCACAAGGCUUUCCUUGUACCCAUCACCUUGUCCUGUAGCAGGGAAGAAAACCUACGUCGAUUGGGCUCUUACGAGAGGGGUUUCCAUGGGAAACUUACUGAACCGCUAGUUGUCGAACAUUUGCGAAAGUCUAGCGAGCUUUAUCAGUGGUCGGAGGGUCAACCUUUGCAUCUGAAGCUUGAUGUUACGGAGUUGACUGUUGCCGAGGCUGUGCUCGCCAUAGUUGAGCACCUUGGGCCUGAUCAAUCUAUCUUUGUGGUUCUAUCAGCUUUCACGAUUGUUGAUAACACCUGGUGUCCGACAUGUCUUACCCUGGACACGCGAAAGCCGCAUGGUGUCAGCAAGUGUGUGGAAUAUUUCUUCACUGGAAGCUGUGGGCCUACUGUACACUUCGCGGGGUUUAGACCAGCAGACACGCUCAAUCCGCGAGCGCCUAGCAUGAACGUCCAAAGUAUAAGUGACAAGACCCAGCACCGCGCCUGCGACCCAUGUAGGAAACGCAAGGUCAGAUGUUCACGGCAUACGCCUCUAUGUGAACGAUGUUCUCACUUCGCUUUGACAUGCGAGUAUUCGCCUAUGAGAGCUAUAGGCCGUCCGAAAAGAGGACGGUCACUGAGGUAUGGCGCUGGAAGUACUGGUGUGGCAUCAAUGUCGCCUGAGACAGGAAACUUUGCUGGUGUCAUGAAUCAAUUCUUUGACGACCUGGGUAAUUCGUCGUUGCCUUCCUUCGAUAUGGACUUCUCGACAGACCAAGACGCUGUAUCAGGAGGGCCACCAUUGCUACCCGAUAUCUUCAAUAACGCGUCCACGACACAGGAUCACAACAACGUUAACCAGUCCCCAGAAGCUACAAUCAGAGAUAAGCCAGUGGAUGCAACGACCCCAUCACGGAAUAUUGAGAGCGCAACAACACCUUCUCAGAAGUGUUCGUGUAUUGAGUUAGUCAAUCAGCAUUUUUCGGAUAUAGAAAGUUCCCUCGAGACAUUCCAAACCCUCAAAAUCCUGAAACGGUCGCUGGUGUCAGCGAGGACAAUCCUGGAGUGUACCAUCUGCUUCCAAUCCAUCAAGAGCCCACGCACAUCACGCAACGUUUACCUACUAGGCUCUCUUUUAUCCAGCAUCGGCUCAUCCUACGGCGACUUCUUCUACACCCAGAAGCAACAAGCUCUGGCUUCUGGUACACCGAUCCAGCUUUACAUAGGGAAACAGCCUGAUAGUGGAGAUAUGGUUGAGGUUUCUCUCGAGGGACCUAGUUAUGUGGCGUUCCUGCAAGCAAGUCUCAAGGGAGAGUUGGAUUGUCUUGUGCAGUUAGGAGAUGAAUUGGCGGCGAGACAGAGUCAGUCACAUACCGAAGGCCAUGAGAACUGCGAAACUGGGGCGAGUUGUUCAAAUACUGAGUCACUUACGAUAACCAAGCAUCCCACCGAGGUGUGUCCAAAGGAAGUCGAUAUGACAAUGGCUUGCGCGUGCUUUAGAACUGUUGAUCAGGUCAGGGCUGCGAUAGCAGAGGCACAAAGGAUCAUUGCAGAAAAAUGCAUUGAAGCGAUUGCUGCAGUCGAGUGCAAGAAAGCUUGCGACGAAGAUCCGAAUCACGACGAGCACGAACCUGGUCACCACAACUCCGAAACUGCUUGCGGUACACAUCUCGAAGCUGCAUUCGACCAGUAUAGCAGUUAUCUCGAACAGAUCCGUUGUAUCUGCCGAAGCGCGAUCGAGCAGGGGAUUACGUCCCUUGAGACGUGCUGUAUGAGCACCCGAUCGAACACCAGCCAGGCCAAGCCAGAGCAUAAACAUGCACACAAUCACGCGAACAAGAGUAUAGUUCCUGCUGUCACAACCUCCAAGACUGAGGUUGAUAUCGAACACGGAGUGAAUAUCGAAACAAUCGGCUUCUUGUGGAUUCGUGCUGAAAAAAUCAUCGGCGGCAAUUACUUUCUUGAUGUCUUGGCCUCACCGAAGCAUUUUAUCGAGAACUCGCCUCGAGGCGUCACCGACGUGCAGGCUCUUGACAAGAAGACAGUUCGUCUCUCAUACGAACCAACAACUAUCGGUGCUCGAGACUUGAUGGAACAGAUCAAAGAUCGGUGCAAUGGUCUCGCAGAGCCUCGUGGAGACGCUCAGCUUGAGAACAGCCGCCGCCGUCUCUGGGAUCAACUUACAAAGACCCUCCUAGCGGCCGCUUUUACUAUCCCUGUCGCAGUAGUAUCCUGGAGCGAAGAUCUGGUGGACGACAAGACCGAGGGUAUCAUUGGAUUGACCCUUGGUACACUUGUCCAAGCUAUCGCUAUCCCGGAGUUCUAUCGUCCAGCUCUCGCUGCUCUUUGGUACAGUCGAACUGUCGAGAUGGACAUGCUCGUUGUCAUCAGCAUCACGGCAGCUUACGUCUACUCUAUCGUGGCUUUCAGCUUUGAGAUGGCUGGCAAUCCUCUUGAUGAAGGUCAAUUCUUUGAGACUAGCACCAUGCUCAUCACUCUUAUUCUAGCUGGUCGAUUGAUCGCCGCCUUUGCACGUGUUCAAGCGGUCUCUGCUGUAUCCCUUCGGUCGAAGCAGAACAUCGCAGCUGUACUUAUUACCAAGGAAGGUGAUACCGAGAUUGACGCUCGUCUUCUUCAGUAUGGAGAUGUCUUCAAGGUUCUGCCUCAUUCCCGAGUACCCACUGAUGGUAUCGUCAUCUCUGGCAAGACCGAAGUUGACGAGUCCAUGCUGACAGGGGAAGCACUACCCGUGGUGAAGCAAAAGGGUAGUGACUUAAUCGCUGGCACUGUAAAUGGCGACGGUACUGUCACUGCUCAAUUGACGCGUCUUCCUGGCAAAAACACAGUCACUGACAUUGCGCAACUCGUCGAGGAAGCUGCCAAUUCGACUCCGAAGAUUCAAGAUCUAGCUAACAAGGUCGCUGGUUGGUUCGUCCCAGCCAUGGGCGCCAUCGCCGUUCUCGUUCUUGUGAUCUGGGUCGCGUGCGGUAUGGAACUUCUUGACUACAGCGCUGGAAAGAGUGUUGGCAAUGCCAUCACCUUUGCUGUAGCUACCCUCGCAGUCGCAUGUCCUUGCGCGCUUGGACUUGCUGUACCCAUGGUGCUUGUUGUCGCAGGGGGAAUUGCCGCUCGCGGUGGUGUCAUCAUCAAGUCUGCGGACACCACCGAAGGAGCUCGCAAGACUACUGAUGUUGUCUUUGACAAGACUGGUACGAUCACUGAGACCGAGCUCGCCGUGACUGAACAGGUCAAUUUGAAUGGGGACUUGUCUGAUAACCUCGCUUUGGCAAAAGCUCUCGUUUCUGGUAGUAAACAUCCUGUCUCUGCCGCUAUUGAGAAGUAUCUCACCGUCAAGGCUAUGCCUGAGGUAGUAAACGUCCAUGCUAUACCUGGCGCUGGAGUUGAGGCGGAUUACCUUGAUUCGACUCUCAGAGUAGGCAAUGCUCGUUGGACUCAAGCUGAGAAGCUGGAAGAUGUGUCGCGUCUUCAGCAUAGUGGUCUCACCACACUUGUUGUAACACGCGAUUCUAUCCCCCUCAUCGUCUUUGGGCUCUCAUCCCAAAUCCGCCCAGAGGCAGUACAGGUCAUACGUGAGCUCAAGUCCCGCAAUAUCACCGUUCAUCUCGUCUCAGGUGACCAGAAAAAGGCUGUCCAGGCUGUUGCAGCUUCCGUUGGUAUCUCACCAGACAAUGUUAUCGGUGAGCGUACUCCGCCUGAGAAGAGAGACUACGUCGCUGCUCUGAUGGACCAAGGAAAACGAGUGAUCUUCUGUGGCGAUGGAACAAAUGAUGCCAUCGCUGUUGCUCAAGCAAACGUUGGUGUCCAAAUGGGCAGCACCAGCGACGUGACCCAAGACGCGGCGGAUGUUGUUCUGUUGAACGGUCUGGAAGGUAUCCCGUUCCUGCUUGACAUCAGCAAGGUUGGGUUCCAACGCAUGUACUUUAAUUUUGUUUGGUCAGCUGUCUACAAUAUUUUGGCCAUUACAAUGGCUAGUGGUGCUUGGGUCAAGUUUCGCAUUCCGCCUCGGUAUGCUGGUUUGGGCGAGAUGGUUAGCGUUGUUCCUGUGGUCCUGGCUGCGAACUCUAUGUUCUUUGCUAGAUACUUCAAGUUGAGAGCUUGA
Messenger RNA from Fusarium coffeatum, 4413 nucleotides. RefSeq lists its product as uncharacterized. The transcript is spliced from 6 exons. Gene Ontology annotation, cellular component: membrane. The record is from RefSeq and is a predicted model, not a curated record. Gene Ontology annotation, biological process: monoatomic cation transport; regulation of DNA-templated transcription. The coding region runs from base 1 to 4413 and encodes 1470 amino acids. NCBI's taxonomy places the organism in Eukaryota, Fungi, Ascomycota, Sordariomycetes, Hypocreales, Nectriaceae. Gene Ontology annotation, molecular function: ATP hydrolysis activity; DNA-binding transcription factor activity, RNA polymerase II-specific; ATPase-coupled monoatomic cation transmembrane transporter activity.